Molecule: messenger RNA, 7748 nt
Organism: Poeciliopsis prolifica (blackstripe livebearer)
Lineage: Eukaryota; Metazoa; Chordata; Actinopteri; Cyprinodontiformes; Poeciliidae
Gene: setbp1
Product: SET binding protein 1
Exons: 7
Coding region: 1772-6301 (1509 amino acids)
Molecular function (GO): DNA binding
Source: RefSeq, a predicted model, not a curated record
AUCAGGGGCAAGAAGUAAAACAGGAUUCAGUUCAUUGAUUUUGCUUUUCAGCAACAAACAAAUAUCUAUUGUUAAGUAUAGUGGAGGUUCUGUGAUGCUAUGGGCCCCUUUCUCCCCCAAAGUUUAAAACAGUCAUAUAACAUUUAGACUUAUGGUUGUGGUGAGAGAAAACGCUGGAAAGUUUAAGAGUUUAAUAAAUUUACUAAAUUACUGACUUUUUUUGUGAAUGUUAGAAAAAUCUACGUGUUCGGCAUAAUCAAAUUGUUUCACUUCUAUCUCAGCUAUUUUCUGUCACUUUAUGAAAUUCAAAGCCAGAAUGUUUUUUCAUAAUCACUCCUUUAAACGUGUACGUUUUUACUUCCUUACUCUGCUAUUUUCAUGCAUCUCUAUGAACCAGCUGAAGUAAUAUUUUUUUUCUAUUACCAGCACUUACUCAGAGCCUUUCUGUGGACGCAUGCUGUGCGCUGGAGCCUCACCUCUCAUUUCCAUUGCAUUAAACUAUCAGAAUGUCUCUAUAAGCUGUCCCCCUUGGAGAAAACUGGUGACAAGCAGGUGGACACAGAAACGAGGGACGUGCAGAGGCUGUUUGCAGCCAGAAGGAGGCGAUCUCGCUCCUCCUCUUUCUCCUCCUCCUCCUCCUCCUCCUGUCCUCUGGUCCGCUCAGCUUGGCCAGAGCUUCCAGUCUGCUGGGUGAGAUCAUUACCAGACACCAGGCUCCGGGACCUGACAUUCACCGAUUGGAAAAGCAAAGAGAGAGAGAGAGAGAGAGGCACACAGGCUCAGAGAGCGAGAGAAAAGACUUGAUCCAGUGCAGCCGGCGAGCUAACCCUGCGGUGUGCAGCCUCAGCUCCCCGCUCCUCCGCUGCACGGACACGGCUCAAAGCGCGCUCUGUUGUCGCAGAAAAUCUUUUCCCCCCUCGUUUGGAUUUUUUGACUUGUAGUCGGAUGCGGGCUGCUUGUUUUGACUGCAGUAACAGAGCUGCUCCCCCUCCUCCUUUUCCACCUUCUUCUUCCUCUUCUCCUCCUCCGCCUCCUCCCCUCCUUCCAGCCGAGUAGCGGAUUUGCGAGGGAUCUCAGCGCCGACUCACCAGCGAUCCCGCAAGGCACCGGGACACGCUCUCUGCACCGCUGCGGCUCUCCGGCUGCUCCCGCCUGCAGGAGACCCCGAUCGGCUCUGCUUUCUGCCAGAACCUGGACACGACCUCCAAGUUCCCUGCUGGAUUCUUCUUCCUCUUUUUUUUUCUUCUUAAUCCCUAUUUUUAUUAUUAUUUUUUUUUACAUUUUAAACAUUUUUUUGCAACCUUGAUUCUCAUCGGAUCGCCCGCAAGUCACCCCCUCCCGUCCCCCCCUCUUCUCGCUCCUCUCUUUCCAAAGCGCUUGUUGACGCCAUUUUUCCCCGGGGUUUUCUGUCAGAGAAAAAUCCAUCCACAUUUACUCCCCGGCACCGUUUGACAGCUCCCCAGGAGGCUGUCAUCCCAUCCGUCGCUUGUGUAAAAAAACAAAAAACAAACAAACCCCCCUAAAAAACGUGUCUCGGCUAAAUGGAUUGUAAAUGAUCUCGAUGAAAUAUUCACACCUUAGAGCCGGCUGUGUGACAACGUUAGACAUGGAUUGUCCCUGGCUUCGCUGCGUUCCAGUGGGACAACAGACGCAAUCCCAGUAGCUGACUGACAGCACCAAGCAGCCCACUAGACCCCUGCGCUGAAUCUUCUCAUUGGCCGACUGCCAGAGCUUCGCCCCCCCAUCCUGACUGGCUCUGGCGGGAGCGUGGAUGGAGCCGAGGGAUCUGGUUGGCUCAGCCCGACCCAAAGAGGCGGACCUUCGGGGAGGCAGGGCAGGGCCCAGCGAGGAGCAUCAACUGGCGGCGGGAGGCGCCGGGCCGGUGCACGGCGAUGACGUGAUUAACAGCGCUGCCAGUGAGGGGGAGGGGCUAGAGGACCAAGGGGAGGGGCUUAUGGAGGAGCAGGAGUUCUCCAUCAAGGAAGCGAGUUUCCAGGAGGGAAGUCUCAAGUUGAAGAUCCAGACCACCAAGCGCACCAAGAAGCCGCCCAAAAGCCUCGAGAACUAUAUUUGCCCGCCAGAGAUCAGGAUGACCAUCCGACCUCCGGCUGGAGAGGGCAAAGGGGGACGACAAGGGCGGACAGGAGGCGGGGCAGGAUCAGGGCGGGGCCCCAAGGACGAAGAACGAGGUCCCCCGAGAAAAAGGACUUACGAGCGCCAGUUCAGAAUGCCUGACCAGAGAGAGGGGGGUCUUCUGCAGCUACUGGGUGAUCCCGCUCCACCCAAACACCAGCCGCGCGCCGCCCUUCUCCCCAACGCCCAGCAAACGCAGCAUGGUCUCACUCAGAAGUUCCAGCACAGUCACACGCAGCAGCACCAAAUCGGUCCCGAAUGGAUCACGUCUGCGGCAGCUUUUUCCUCGCCGGGCCAACCGGCCGGCAUUGAGUCAUCCGGUGACUUGGCGGGAGGGAGCAGAGGCUCAUCGCUCGACGCGACGCAGCCUUACUCCCGGGCAGCGACUUCAAGCCCGUCUCCCCAGAGAUCCAUGACUCCGGACCUGCAGCUACCGGUGGUCACAGACGCCAGCAUUCUCAACCUCACCUCACUGAGCAGGGGAAAAGGUUUGCAGGAGGUCAGUGAACAACUCUUUGGAAAUAUCAAGAGGAAAUAUGGGAGGAAAGACUCUCAGAGGAUGUUCGCGAACCCCCAGAGCGCUGAUGCACCUUGGGGAAGGCAGUCGGAAAGGGAGACGGAGAGCACUGCUAACGCUGAAGAGAGGCAGAGAUACAGGCUAGAGGGGGCGGCCGAGCAGUUCCAGGAAGCAAGGGAGGAACGAAGGAAAGACGAGCGAGAGCAAGCAAACACCGGGAGGAGAGGCAAUGAAGAAGAGCGAGGAAUGCCUGUGCAGGCGGAGGACGGGAAAGGAAGAAAAAGGCGGAGGAGGCCUUCAUUUGAUGAGUCGUUUUCCAUGGAGGAGCAGUCCCAGCAGCAGACUCUGCUGGAUGCUCCAGAGAAGCCCCUGGCCGGACCCCCCGAACCUAAAAUAGCGUACAAGAUAGAGGCCCACAAAAACGAUUCUCGACUUUCAAGUCAGAGGGAUGGCAGUGCAGAGAGGGUUGAAAAGGCAGAAAAAGCUGAUAGGAGGGAUAAAGCAGAGAGGGCAGAAAGAGGAGAGGCAGCUACAUGCGGACCUGACCAGGAAACCGAUCUGAGCUCCAACAGAUUGAAGAAAAACCCGGUGGGCCGACCGAAGACCCUCACAGAUUCCCUGAAACUCAGAGAGGCAACAUACAAUCAGAUCAACAAACCCAGUCUUGGCAUAAACCCCAGACUCCCCAGCCCCAGCUCUAGAGUUAGCUUGAGUCCGACGUCCAGCCCUAAAUCCAGGAUUAGCAUCAGUCCAAGUCCAAGUCCCAGACCCAGGAUGGACCUGAGUCCCAGUCCCAGUACUGGGAGCAGCCCUGCAGCCACCUCCAGGCCAACCAAGGCCAACGAAAGGUGGUCCUACCUGAAAGCUAAGAGUCAUACGAGUCUCACCUCCCCUCAGAGAGACAGCAUGGGCAGCCCCUCUGCUCUGGCAGAUCCACCCUCUGCCUUCCCGAUCACCCCCUCCAGUCCGCUCUACACCAACACCGACAGCCUGACCGUCCACGCCCCCAUCAAGAGGAAGCGUGGACGUCCCAAGAAGCAGCCCCUCCUGACCGUCGAGACGAUUCACGAGGGCACGUCCACGUCACCUCUGAGCCCACUGGCGAAGGAGUCAAACCUGGGAAUAAGCCGCAGGAGAAAGAUGCACACGCUGAACGCAGCGUCCACCUCUCCUAGUGACGGUUUCAACAGUCUGAAGGUAAAGCGAGGGAGAGGUCAUCCCAGGGCGGUGAUCAAGACCAAGCUUGGGAAAAUGCAGAGCAUCCUGAACGAGAUCCUCUCUGGAUCCAGUCAGAACGGCUCCCUGGCUCUGAAGUCGGCUUCUGCUCCGGUUACCUCAGCCAUGAGCGCCAUGGCGACCACCAUCGAAGCUCGAUUGGGUAAGCAGAUUAAUGUCAGCAAGAGAGGAACCAUCUACAUUGGUAAGAAGCGAGGGCGCAAGCCCAGAGCGGAGACCCAAGGCUCCGUCGCCCUCAAAGCUAGCAGGGACAAGCCCCAGAUGUCACUGUCCACGUCCAGUUUUUACGACAGCCCUGCAGUGCCUUCCACCAACUCGUCUCCCAGCUCAUGCGCUCCGUCGCUGAGAGCCAGCAACACUGACGCCACCAUGCCGAGUUUGCAGCCUAUCUCAGCUCUGCCCACCAAACCGUUAGGAAGAGGAUUUCUCUCUGGAGGCUGGAAACUUUCUCCUCCUCGUCUUCUGGCUAACUCACCCUCCCACCUGUCAGAGGGGGCGUCGGUGAAGGAGGUGACCUUGUCCCCCAUCAGCGAGUCCCACAGCGAGGAGACUAUCCCCAGUGACAGCGGGAUUGGAACAGACAACAACAGCACCUCCGAUCAAACCGAAAAGGGUCCUGCCUCUCGUCGCAGGUACUCGUUUGAUCUUUGCGGGUUCGAGUCCCCAGAGGCCGCCGCUCUGGACACGUCCACCAGGGGGAGCAGACCGCGCUGUGAACGAAAGGCCACUGCCGUGGACAGCUAUCUGUCACAGCAGGAAAAGAAGCAGAAACAUCACCGGAGGAAGAGGAAAUGCCUGCAGACUCGGGACCAUCUUCAUUUUCUCUCUGAACUGGAAGAGGUUGUGUUAAAGUUCCAGCAGCUGCGGGUUUCUCACAGGCUGUACACCUGCUACCCUCAGCAUCCGUACCCGUCUAUCUUCCGGCUGAAUUUUCACCAUUACUACCCGCUAAGCUACGACUCCUAUGCCUGCGACUCCGGAUCAUACCUGCGCAGGAGUGCAGAUCUGAAGGCCAAACGGAGGCGUGGUCGUCCGGCCAAAGCCAGCGAACCAAUCACAUCCAAGCUGCCGUUUGUCCCCGGAUAUGGCUAUGCGCUAGGAGGGGGGAAUUACUAUGCAGCGCCGUAUGCGAUGCCUUACGCACCCCCUCUGAAUCUGGGCUACUUCCCCACUACGCCACCGUUUUACCUGCCCCACCACUCGCUUGGCCCUGCACCCCCAUCUCCUUUCAUGAGGCCCGCUGUCCCACCGCCAAAAGCCUUCCUCUCGAGUGGGCACCCCAAACUGCAGGUGGGGGCGAAGAUCCGCAGUGCCAGUGGCCCACUUCAGGGCCCCACUGUGAGAUCGGAGGCUCUGGGCUCUCUGAGCGGCGGCAGUGCAGGUGGUCUGGCCGGGGUCCGCCUUCAUAAGAGAAAGCACAAACACAAGCACAAGCACAAGGACGAGCCUCUCCUUUCCCCGAGGGACCGCCAGGAGUUGGGCGGACUUUUCAGUGGCGCCAAGACCAACGUGCGGCUCGGCAUGCUGAGCGAGAGGCGGGACUUGGCUGGUCAGGGUCCCUCAAAGCAUCUGGAGAAGCAGAGGGGCAACACGAGGAGCCCCAGCCUGGGAUCCGGCCUGGGGAUUUUCGAGUCGGACCAGCUGUCCGGCCACUCGCUCGCCGAGAGCCAGUUCCACUCCCGUCAGACUGCACAGCCUGCGAAGGGCUUCAUGAGCAGCUACGGCAGCCAAUCGCAGCGGUCGGAGGCGGCCUCUGACCUUUUCUCGGGGUUACGGGAGGAUGAGUGUGCCGGGAGGAGCAGAAGGACGAGGCUCACUGUCUUCGGAGAUCAGGGCUUAAUGUCUUUCCAAACGGCCAGGCAGGAGACGGAGCAGAUGAACGAGCGCUCUAGUCCAGCUCUCACUGGUGUCCCUGCUAAGAGGAGGUAUAAACGCCGUGAGGUGGAACAGAUCCAGAAGGACGUCAGGAGGAUGCAUUCUUUGAACUUUGAUCAUGUGCAGAAGAUCCUGCGUGCCAAGCGUCUGCAGCGACAAGCCAAAACAGGAAAUAAUGUCAUCAAGCGGCGGCCCGGGCGGCCCCGAAAGCAGCCCCUGGAGGAGUCGCAGCCGGCCAGCAUGAGGGAGGAAGUCUGGGCCGACGCUCGAGGUCUGAAUGUCCCUGCCAGCAGGAAAGGCGACGGCAGGACUUUGGGGAUGCCCGUCCUGGAGAGGUGCGACAACCUGCCGGGUCGGCACAGCCUCAGGCCGAGCCUGGCCCUGGAGUCUCAGGAGCUCCCCGCUCACGACUCCAUCGCAGCGACUAUCGAGACUGUGGUGCACCAGGCACGAUGCGUCCCUCCUCCCGGGAAUAAAGAGGGCAAACGCAGAGGCAGGGGCCACAGCAGGGACCAACUGUGGGCCCCUGGCAGUCAGUAGAUGCCCUGAACUGAAGGUAGAGCAGCUACCAGAAUCAGAGCUGCUUCAGCCCUAACAGAUGCAGUGCCCUUAAAGCGGGAACUCUUUGAUGCACUUUGACUUGUAUCUCCUCCUCCAGCCGGUGGAGAGGAGCCCAGGCGGCGGAGAGGUAACGGAGGAGCGACAGCCUCCCUCUGUCUGCAGAAACCCCGACCAGACACGGGCUUUUCAAACGUCCUCCAGACCUGUUUUCACAUCGGCAUUCUACGGUACUCUACGAUACUGAAUCUGAUGCUAUAAAAGUGUGUGGUACUUAUGAUAGAGUAGGAUUUCAUGUGAUUCUUUAUGUAUCUGAUACAGUGACGUCUAUGGUACUUUACGGUACAGUAUCUGAAUGUGGCUUUAGCCAUAUAUUUACCAGCAAAGGGGAAGUGGGUGGGGGUGGUUCAUAUAAAACUGUGCAGCUCUGCUUAUUUUUUGCCUUUUCGUGGAAGCUUGUGAGACACGCAGGAUAAUACAUCAGUAAUUAACCCUCCCUAACCUCUCUGGGAUAUUUUUUUCCCCCUUAUCAUUUUCUAAGGUUUCUCGCCCACUUUUUGAAGAAAUUCACACUUUUCCUGGCAGCUCAUCAUCUUCUCCGUUUCACCCCCAAUUCUCCUCAGAUUUGCUCCUACUGAUGUUUUCAAUCUGCAGUCCUUGAGCUUCCUUGUUUCAGUAUGUCUGUCAUGUAUUUCUCCUGUCUCGCUCAGGCCUCUCCUGGGCAGGGAAUCAAAGGCAAUACGGUGGAUGAAACAUGUCCCCCGACUGUACAUAGAACUAAAAGUCCACUGUUGCCUGCCUUGUACAAUGGGAAAAAAAACCAGCUCAUAGAUGUGUACUGGCUUCCAGUAUAAUAAAUAGAAUUGUAGAUAAUGAAAAUGUGUAUUGUUUUAUAACCAAAAACAGACAUGGGUGUGACUCAAGACAAGUAUGUUUUCAGACAGAAGAAUACCACGUAUUUUCAUUCAUAUGCUCAUUAUUGUGUUUGUAUCCAGGGCUUGGGGCGGGGAGGGAGUGUUGGGUAAAAGAGGAAUGUCGGAUGUGUUUUUUGCUGAACUUUUAGAGUUUGUUAAAUGCACUAUGAAGAACCGUUCACUUGCAUCAAUCACAAUGCAGCACUUACAUGCUUGUUCUAGCCUUAUGUGUUCUUUGCAUCUGCUGGGCUGGGCGUCCGGUCCAGAGAGCAUGCGUUAUUUUUUUUAAUCAAUUUAUAUAUGCAGGCCGCGCAGCCAAAAAGCAUUAAAAAAAAAACAAAAACAACAAAAAGCAAAACAAAUGAAGCCUGAGUGCAAGUCACAAUUGGACAGUUCAAUUAACAGCCCCAUCCUCCCCUUUUUAUGUUUGUACUUAAGCUGAUUUCAGUGAAGCAAAUCCAGUGUUUUGACUUUGAAAUCAAAGUCUCAGAACUCCGUAAGGAUGUAGUAUUUGA